GACGCCUGACCACGCUCUUCAUCUUCGCAAAUCAGUGCGCCUAACUUGCCGCGAUGGAGCCCCGCAUGACGUAAUACUCGCGCGAAUACCCUAUACAGUGGCAAGGAAUCUUCAGGAUCCGGUUGUUCCGCCUUGCUCACUGGGCAGUGCCAUCGACGAAGACAGGAGAGUUCAGUGGUAGGGGUGAUCUGCACCAGAGGUCUCUGACCAGGCUUGGACGGCAAAAACAGGAUUUUCGAAAGUGGAAGCGCUUAUGUGUGCCUUAUCGAUACGUCAACCUCCUCUCCACCACCACCCGGCUCCUCGUAUAGCGUAGUUGGUGGUGCCCUUGAAAAGGACCCCGAGACGGGUCAUCGGUGGUCAGUCUCUUUCCGUCUUGAGACCUGUCCGGUUCCCUGAGUGUCGUCAUGGGAUCCAAAGGAGUGGUGCUCGUCCUGGCGCUCGUAUUGUUCAUGGUGUGCUUGGCAUAUUGCCAAAGACACGGAGGUGGUGGCCGUUACCCGCCGCAUGGAGGCGGGGGUCGCUACCCACCACAUGGAGGCGGCGGUUAUCCAGGCGGAGGCGGUGGCUACCCCGGCGGUGGCGGAUAUCCAGGUGGUGGAGGAGGAGGAUACUGUGGUGGUCGCCGAUGUGGACCAGGCUACCACUGCCGUGGCGGCCGCAGAUGCGUCCCAUACGGCAGAUGAAGUUUUCCACUGGCAAGCCCCGAGUCAGUUUCAGCGCCGGGCGACAUCAUGCUCAAGCAAUAAAGUCUG
This is a messenger RNA of Dermacentor silvarum, 755 nucleotides long. RefSeq lists its product as uncharacterized. The record is from RefSeq and is a predicted model, not a curated record. Lineage: Eukaryota; Metazoa; Arthropoda; Arachnida; Ixodida; Ixodidae. The transcript is spliced from 4 exons. Bases 408 to 686 code for a protein of 92 amino acids.